Messenger RNA from Bombus huntii, 1779 nucleotides. It is a transcript of the gene TBCC, whose product is annotated as tubulin-specific chaperone C. Gene Ontology annotation, molecular function: tubulin binding. NCBI's taxonomy places the organism in Eukaryota, Metazoa, Arthropoda, Insecta, Hymenoptera, Apidae. The transcript is spliced from 3 exons. Gene Ontology annotation, cellular component: cytoplasm. The record is from RefSeq and is a predicted model, not a curated record. Gene Ontology annotation, biological process: post-chaperonin tubulin folding pathway; tubulin complex assembly. The coding region runs from base 555 to 1583 and encodes 342 amino acids.
GUCCUUUGCCGUAUUGAUAAUUUCCAUUUUAGGAAAUCGUAUUGUUAGCUAGUAUGCUUUACAAGCCGCCACGAAGGACUUUUUCUCCAGUAAAAAUAUUUAUUGUGUCUGAAAGUCUAUGUUUCUUUGGAGCGGUAAUAUUGUGGUAUUCUUUAAGUACAUUCCAAGGUUGCAGACAUUUUGCAUUUAAGCAUUGUCCAGUGCUGCUAGACGGUUAUUACUCGCUUGAAAGCAAAGUACGUAACACAAGUACCAAAUUGUCGGAUCUUGCAUUGUGGCAACAGCAACAAAAUGAAAAUUAAAUUUUACGGAGUUUGUAAAACUUCCACCAUUCUUAAUAGGUAGUGAUGUUUUAAGAUAUUCUUCACAAAUUGAUACUCCUAAAAACAAGUUUUUAUCUACAAGCCUCUAAAUUUAAGAUUCAUAGCCCUACUAAAAUAUACUAUUGGUAAAGACAAAUUUAUUAUUGAAAACAGCAAGGAUAUAAUAUACAAAGUUGAUAUAAUCUAGAAAUAAAGACAUAAUUUAAAAAGGAAUAACGUUAAAAGUGCAAUAUGGAUUCUCCUACGCUAAUAGAAGGUAGUUUACCAGAUCGUAUUAGUAAAAGAGAUCGUGAAAGGAAAAACAUUAUUGAAAGACGGAGAGAAGAAAGGCAAUCAUUGGCUGUUGAAUCUGAACAAAGUAGUUAUUUUAAGGACACAUUUUAUUCAUCAUGUAAGAAAAUUAAAGAAAUGUUAGAUGAUGCACCCAGUGCUCCCACACCAGCUCUUCCUGGGAUAUUUGAUAAAAUAAAUAAAGAAAUUCAGACACUUAAGAAUUACUUAUCGCAAUCAAAGAUGUUUUUAAAAGUUUAUGAUAUUAGAAGAGCACAAGAAAAUUUACAAUUACUAGAAAAUGAAGCUUCUGAAUUAGAAGUGACAUUAUUACCUAAAAAGAAAUUUGGUUUUAAGAACCGAAGAGUUGUAAAGAAAACAUCUGACAAGACACACGAUAUGACAGAUGGUUUAAAGGAUUUGAAGAUAUCAGAAGGAAUUGUAAAUGGUUCUGCAAAACAGAAUCAUAAAUUAUCAAGUAAAUAUGGAGACAGUGCAGUAAUGUUGUUAGGAAAAGUUAAUGAACAAUUAAUUUUGGAUGCUGAAAAUGUGAAUAAAAAUGAUAUUCUACUCUCCGAUUUAAUUCACUGUACAGUACGAAUUUAUGGCACACCUAGUACCUUACACAUGGUAAAUUUAAAAGAGUGUACUGUAUUAGUUGGACCAGUAACAUCAUCUGUAUUUGCACACGACUGUAGUGAAUGUGUAUUUGCUUUUGCGUGUCAGCAACUUCGACUACAUUCUUCAACAGAUUGUACUAUUUAUUUACAUGUUACGAGUAGAUCAAUUAUAGAGGAUUGUACAAAAAUACGUGUAGCACCUUAUAAUUGGUCUUACGAAGAUCAAGCAAAUCACUUUAAUCUAGCUGGACUUGAUCCAAAAAUAAAUAACUGGAAUUGCGUUGAUGACUUUAAUUGGUUAUCAAACGAAAAACAUUCACCAAAUUGGAGCAUUCUAGAGCCUGAAUUGCGUGUAAAAUGUUGGGAUUAAUAAAUAUAAAUAAAAUAAGUCAUAAUGUCUAAAACUCAGUUCUCAAAAUACCAUUUUUUUAAUAUUAUAUAUAGAUACUUAUUUUGUUAUAUAAAUUCUUUAUGUGCAUACUCCGCUUUUUCACAGAAAUUAUACUGUAUGUAAGUGUUUUGUAUACUUACAAAAUGUUUAAUAAACUUGCUGUUUGUGAAUUACA